ACUAUACCUAGUUAUCUCCCCUCCAUUGACCGCUUGACGAACUCCGCCGAUCGCAAAUAGCCUACAAUGGACUAAAGACAGGGCUAGUAAAGAUUCGGCGGAUGAAGAUCCAAGAGGCCAAGGAAUUUCUCUGCAUUCCGAGUCCGUCAAAGUUAAAGAUAAAAUCUACCAGGAAUCUGAAAGGCAGGAGGAGCCUUCCAAGCCGCUGAAAGAUCUCGUGACUGUCGCUUGAACAACGUCAAGGCUGAACUCAUUCUUUGGCUCACUAUUGAUCGUCUGUCUACGAUAAAACUUUUUUAUGUUCCAUAUUCUUUCCUAUGUACCAGUUCAAAUAAUCACCAUCCUCUGGUCCAAGGGUGCCCCUCACUGACUAUACAAAGAGCGCUACCAAUAAUAAUGGAUGCCAUCCCUGCACCAGACGAGCCUUCGAACUCCAUCACAGAACUGGGCCAAACACUACUAGUUGAGGAAAAGAACGCUCCAGAUGCAAAUGAGGUCAUCGCAAACCGUCUCACCCGGCUCGCGCACCUAUCAACCCUCCAUGAGUACCAAAGGCAUCCUUCAACCCUUGAUUCCAGGACGGUAAACCAAUGCCUCGACACACUGGAAUCACUACUAGAUCCGCGUUCAAAUCUCACGAGAGAGAUCGCGCUAUGCCGCCCUCCGCAACCCCGUCCUGAACCUGCCAUUAACUUUUCUAAGCCGCCAAGGAAACUUGAAGGCCCGAGAACACCGCCCAUCUCUCCCUCAAGCCCUCAUUCUCGUUCACGUUCCUUGGAUGCGGUUUCGGCGAGUCGACCGGCGCGAAUGCGCCAUGACCUAGCAGCUAUCAAUGACCAAGUGAAGAUGCUCGGCAAAGAAUUCGUGAAGCGCCGCGAAGAGACGCUCUACAUAUAUUCACUAUAUGAUAGCGAGCGAAUGGGGCUGCAACGGCUGAUUGCUGAAUUAGGAGCUGAGAUUGAAGAACUACGAGCGGACAUGCAGGAAGACUUGGCGGAGCGGGAAGCGCUUCAAGGUACUGUACGUGGGUUGGAGGCUUGGGUCGAUGGAUGGCAGGAAGAAUAUCAGCUGGCACUUCAAAAGAAAUCAACGGAAGCACCUGGGUCCGGCGGGAGAGGAUGGUGGAAGAAGAAAGCUAAAAAUUCCGGUGGCUUUGACGCUGAUACACUUUUUGAAGGCAUCACAGCUUGGAUGCGAGGGUGGACUGACGUUGAGGAAGAAUUCCGCAAUCGAGAUAAAGCUCGCAGGUCCAGGAGGGAGAGCAAGCAUCGAAGCCAACAUAGAGCACCCCCAGAUAUCGACUAAUCAUCAAAGCUUCAACUUUCAUUGAUUCUAAAUGUGAUCCAGAUGGUAGGGACAAAUGACAAGUGUCCGAUGUAAUAUUAAUCUUUUUAUAUCAUUUGCUCGUAUCACCAAGGUAUAGAAAACUACAGCGACAUAGAAUAGAAACAAAACAAAGAGUCAACGUAU
Molecule: messenger RNA, 1470 nt
Organism: Aspergillus versicolor CBS 583.65
Lineage: Eukaryota; Fungi; Ascomycota; Eurotiomycetes; Eurotiales; Aspergillaceae
Exons: 2
Coding region: 397-1305 (302 amino acids)
Source: RefSeq, a predicted model, not a curated record